Rubroshorea leprosula is the source of this 1040-nucleotide messenger RNA. Lineage: Eukaryota; Viridiplantae; Streptophyta; Magnoliopsida; Malvales; Dipterocarpaceae. The record is from the annotation of a GenBank genome assembly.
AGGAACAAAAAAAAAAAAAACAAGGGCUUUCAUUUUUUCUUAGGGAAGGGGAUAAUCAAAUUUUUAGAGUCCUAAUAAAAAUGAAAAUGAACGAAGUUGCAAAUACAAAACCUUUGCGUCUCCAGAAUCUUCAGUCCUCGCAAGUUGUUUGAGCAUUCGUCGGCAUUUAAACUCGAAACCUCUAAUUUGUAGAUCUGGUAAAAGAUUGAUAGCGAACAGAGGAGCUGGAAGCAAAACCCUGGCAGAGACUAGAGAAUUGAGUGGAUUUCUGGCGCAGGGAGAUGGUGCCAGUUGCUAUAUGCAAAGCUAGCCAGCAUGCAUAUAAAUCGGUACCAUCUCUCCUGCGACAGAAACCCAAUCAAACCUCUUAAAUUCUUAGUUUGCUGAUACCUUUGUUGUAAGUUCAUCGGAGCAGAAACUCUUUGUUAUGUGUAGAUGCAGAGACAUGCUGGAUCACGCGUGCAAAUGAAAGAAGGACAAACAUGAUUGCUCUUCACCACUGAACUUAAUAUUCUUUUCCCAACGCAGGGGAAGGAAUCUAACCAAAUUGUCUUGUUCUUCAUCAUGAAAUCGACUCAUCAUAUGCAGCUAAUGAAACAAGGGAGAUGAAUUCACUACUAAUUUCAACAAGUUAAUAGACUUACAGCUUACAAAGUUGAGGCUUAGCAUGCAUGGUUAUGAACAAAUGAAGAAAAUAUGGUUGAAGGGAAUGUUGUCGCAGGAGGAUGGCACCCGCUGGGCCAGCUGCGAAAUUGUGGCUUUGGCAUCGGCCAUGAGAGGUAUGCAGCAAAGGAGCCACAAAAAAAGAGACUCAAGAUGGGAUUUUCCUUAUUCAUUACAAUGCAUGGAAGUUGCCUUCUGGGGGGAUAUUGCUGGCACCUGUCUGGAAGAAGCAUGACGGAAAAAGUAUAGAGGGUGUGUGUGUACCAUUUUCUGUUCACAUUUUAGUGAUUAAAUACCCCAUUUUUCUAUCAUGUGAGGUGACCAAAACUCAAAAGAGGCAAAAGACUUUGAAAUUUGAAUAUAACAUGUUGAAAAUU